This is a messenger RNA of Vicia faba (fava bean), 747 nucleotides long. Lineage: Eukaryota; Viridiplantae; Streptophyta; Magnoliopsida; Fabales; Fabaceae. The record is from the annotation of a GenBank genome assembly.
AUGGGCUUCAGUAUUCUCACAACCGCCUCUCUUCAUGGAGAAACACCAACUGUUGUCAAUGGCAAGGAAUACGCUGUGACAACGUUACAGUAUUUGAAUUUAGGGAACAAUGAAAAUCUCAAAGCAAGCUGUUCUCAACUCUUGAUGAAAGGAUGGGAAAGGAUACAAGUACUUGAUUUAUCGAUUAAUAAAUUACACGGGAGACUUCCUUCAUCCAUUGGAAACUUGACCUAUCUUAUUUACUUGGAUCUUCAUGAUAAUGCUAUUGAGGGUGGUAUUCCUAGUUCCAUUGAAGUUGCAAUUCUACCUGAGGAAGCAGGACCGAAGAGAGGGAGAGUACGAAGUCCGGUGAAUGGAGGAAGUAGGGGUUUGGAUUUGACUUUGGAAAUCCGGAGUUUUGGCGGAGAAGGAGGAGGAAAUGCGGUGAAGCGGACUAAUGAAGCUGAAGGAGAAGUAAUAGAAGGUAAGGCGGAGCGGAGAAAGGACGUGUUCCAGCGGCUGGUGGAAGGACUUGGAGAGGCAUAUGAUAGAGAUAUUGCAUUUGCAAAUGCUCUAGAAACUUUUGGUGGGGGUCACAAUAACCCCAUCAAUGUAGAUUUUAAAGGCCCUGUUAUGACCAAGUUCCCUAUAGCCUUAAGAGAAAUCAGGUUGAGGCUGACUAGAGGGGUCAGAAGUCACAUUGUGGGUAUUGUUAAACCGUCCAUAACUGACUCAGAUAACCUCGAAGCAAACGAGGAGCUUGUUUAG